This is a messenger RNA of Racocetra persica, 210 nucleotides long. NCBI's taxonomy places the organism in Eukaryota, Fungi, Glomeromycota, Glomeromycetes, Diversisporales, Gigasporaceae. The record is from the annotation of a GenBank genome assembly.
AUGAGAGAUUAUAAAUCUGAAGCCUUAUCUACCUCUAUUGCAAAAAAAAAGAAAUUAAUUGACAUGAUCAAAAAGUUUAAUACUAAAAAACUUAUCAAAUUUUUAUUAGAAGAAAUACAGCUAGAUAAGGAUGAUUUAGAUACUAUCUAUGAGAAAAAGGUUUCUGAUCAUGCUUUUAUUAAGUUGACUAAAGAUAAGCUUAAGAAAUAG